Messenger RNA from Oncorhynchus gorbuscha (pink salmon), 1272 nucleotides. Its product is annotated as adhesion G protein-coupled receptor L2-like. Lineage: Eukaryota; Metazoa; Chordata; Actinopteri; Salmoniformes; Salmonidae. The coding region runs from base 1 to 1272 and encodes 423 amino acids. Gene Ontology annotation, molecular function: G protein-coupled receptor activity. Gene Ontology annotation, cellular component: membrane. The record is from RefSeq and is a predicted model, not a curated record. The transcript is spliced from 5 exons. Gene Ontology annotation, biological process: G protein-coupled receptor signaling pathway.
AUGGGGAAGUGUGUGCGUCACUCCCAGUGCUGUGACUGUUCCUCCACCACCAGUUCACCUGGCUCUGCGAAGAAGGCGCCCCUACGGGCCAACAGCCGCUACUGCAGUACCAACCAGGCACGCAGGGCUACUGCUAACAGACAGAGUCGCAUUAGGAGGAUGUGGAACGAUACAGUGCGCAGACAGACUGAGUCUUCCUUCAUAGCUGCUGAUGUCAACACCACACCUACACUCAACAGAGCUGGCCUGGGUAACCAUUUCCUGACUAACCCAGUGUUACAGACUCACCCUAGAGUCUCUCCUUAUGACAGCCUACUGGCUCAGGGCUACAGCCAGCCCUCCCCUGGCCUCUUCACCUCUACUGGGACCUUCAGAGACAUACAGAAAGGUGACGUCCUGUCCCAGAGCCAGGAGAUGGACAGUGUUUGUCUGAACGGAGGCUACAGCACCAACAGCUUCACCCUGCAGGGUCUGGGUGGGGGUGGUGGGGGGCCUCGGUCCGGGGUGGGUGGCAGCACAGACCUCCUCAGGGAGGGAGGAGGAGGGGUCGAGGAUGCCUCCCCCACCCCCCUCACCCCCCACACCGCCGUGGGUCUCGGGGUGGAGCCUCACGGAGGCGGAAUGCGGAGGAAUCUAUCGGACGCGACGGUCCUGGAGAACAUGAUCAUCUCAGAGCUGGUUCAGAGCAACUUGAGGCCGGCUGCAGCCGCGGAGCGCUACGGCAGCCUGGCACGCCCCCUGGACCGACUGACACGCCAACAGCCCUCCGCCCACGAGAGUUGGACGGUAGCUCGGGUGUCGACGCACACACAUGACCAAGAUCCGGCACACGCGCACACGCACCAGGACGGCUGGACGCACACACCUCGUCCGCUGCAGGACGUGCCGACACACACACCUCGUCCUCUGCAGGACGUGCCGACACACACACCUCGUCCGCUGCAGGACGUGCCGACACACACACCUCGUCCUCUGCAGGACGUGCCGACACACACACCUCGUCCGCUGCAGGACGUGCCGACACACACACGCCAGGAGGAGAGCAACAGGAGCCAGCUGCAGUUGGGGGGCGGGACCCUCUCCCGUAGACUCCUCCUCCAGGACAGACAGACACGCCCCCAGGAGGCGUCGCUGCAGAUGCAGACCGCACGCCCACAUUCCACGUUGUCACGGCAACAGCAGCAGGGCGGGGGGGAACGCUGUCCCGUCACCGCAGCGGGGGUGUUGAGCCGGGUGGCGUGGGGGUUCGGAGAGGGACCGUUACCGGGAUAG